GCUAAAAGAUAAGUUCAGGGACAUGUUGAGUUUUCUAGAUAUUUUUUUCGAUGGGUGACCUCAUUGGCAUGUGAAAUUGUUUCACGGGUUUUCUCCAUGAUUGGUCUAGGUUUUCCAUGCCACGGUGGCACAGAAAGGAACUAUGACCUUCUCCUCUCUCUUGUCGUCUCAAUGCAACUUUCUGGCAGCUUUCCUCCAGCUGCUACCAUUGGCUGUGUCCUUUGCAGACCUUCUGCCAGUCCCUAUACUCUCCGCAGACCCCAGACAUGAUGUCUAUUAUGAAGGGGAACGUGUCACUAUGACAUGCUCUGCCCCAACAAUGAGGAAAAUAGGUGGAUUUCGUUUCUUCAAUCAAACUGGGGAGCAAAUUGACCUGCAAACACCUUACUCCCUCGCAACUGCCUGGCUCCACCUUACAGCUACAAAAGCAUCUUCUGGGGAGUACACGUGCAUGUACUUUCUGAAGGAGUCCGGACAAGAAAUUCCUUCCAACAGGAGCCUUCCUCUUUCACUUAAGGUUCAGGCUGCUCCCACGGCCCCAACUUUAUCCCUGGAUCCUCAGCAGCAGGUCUAUAGACCUGGGAACCACGUCAACCUAGUCUGCUCCUUCCCCUCAUCUUCAGAUGACGUUAAACAAGUCCAGUACUAUGCAGACACUGGAUUUGCAGUCUCCGUCCGAGUAUCGAACGUGAAGAACCACAGCUUCAACCUCAGGAUCACAGGAGACAUGGUCUCUGGGUCUUACAGUUGUGCCUAUUUUGUAAAUAAGGCUACAUGUCCCAUUCGCUCAGAAUUGAGCCCCAGUGUCAUUGUCUAUGUAAAAAGUGAGUUUUCAAACCCUUCCUCACUAGAGCAUCUAGUAACUACUGACCCAUCAUUAGUUAAUUCAUUACCCGUUUGCUUGCCUAUGAACUCAUCCAUGAGUCUCAUCUCUAUCCCUUCCUGUCCUGUGAGCAUUCGACUCUCUGCCUCAGACUCUCUAUCCAUCAUUAUAUGA
Haliaeetus leucocephalus (bald eagle) is the source of this 997-nucleotide messenger RNA. Its product is annotated as alpha-1B-glycoprotein-like. Lineage: Eukaryota; Metazoa; Chordata; Aves; Accipitriformes; Accipitridae. The record is from RefSeq and is a predicted model, not a curated record. The transcript is spliced from 4 exons. The coding region runs from base 143 to 997 and encodes 284 amino acids.